Molecule: messenger RNA, 267 nt
Organism: Guillardia theta CCMP2712
Lineage: Eukaryota; Cryptophyceae; Pyrenomonadales; Geminigeraceae
Exons: 3
Coding region: 1-267 (88 amino acids)
Source: RefSeq, a predicted model, not a curated record
AUGCCCAUCCUUCGCCUUCCUGUCAUGAGAUCUCUCUUCUCGGGUACCCCUCCCUUCGGGAUGCCCCACGUCAACCCCACCAUCCCUACAUGGGGCACGGACGAUGACGGCAGGAAGCCGUACGAGCUCAGCGAGGCCACCCUCCACAACUCGGGAUACGUUGGCUCCGACAACGCCAUGGGCUCUCCUGACUACUUCAUCGACUAUGCUGACCCCAAGGGACCCAACGAGUCCCACCAGUGGCUGCAGAGCCAUCCUUUUUACUAG